Oryzias latipes (Japanese medaka) is the source of this 9748-nucleotide messenger RNA. It is a transcript of the gene sorl1, whose product is annotated as sortilin-related receptor, L(DLR class) A repeats containing. Gene Ontology annotation, molecular function: protein binding. Gene Ontology annotation, cellular component: membrane; Golgi apparatus. The record is from RefSeq and is a predicted model, not a curated record. Gene Ontology annotation, biological process: protein retention in Golgi apparatus; protein targeting to lysosome; post-Golgi vesicle-mediated transport. Lineage: Eukaryota; Metazoa; Chordata; Actinopteri; Beloniformes; Adrianichthyidae.
AUUUGUAGCAACAAAUUAUAACCUUGAGACAAUUUUUUUUAAAUGUAAUCUCCAUGAAUCCAUAGAUUUGGUCUCAGUGGAUGCAGAGUGAUAGUCUUGUUUGUUUAUUGUGGGAUCUUUUCUUUCUUAGACAUGAUAGAACCAUAUGUCAAUGUGUCAUGAGAACCCACCCUUGGAACCCAGACAAUGAACUCUGAAUGUUUUAUGAAAGCUCCAUCUAUCUGCCAUGACGUGUGUAUAUCUAAUGUAAAGAUGAAGGCGUAUUUCGGUUCACACUGAUGUGAAGUGAUUCUGUUCCUCCAGGAUCAUCAGGCUGGUGGUGGCAGCAGCUCUUCUGUCCGCGCGCGCUCUGUUCUGGACCUGCACGCGGCCUGUGAACGCAGCACGUCACUCCCUCCCCUCCCCGCUGCUGUGACCUCCUCCAGGAGAUAAACGUACACAAACAUGGCGAAGGGACGAGAAGAAAGGAUGCUGCUCGCGCUUCACGCGCUGCUCAUCGCUGCCAGCGCGGUGAACUGCGUGACCCUCCGUGCUCACUGGGAGAACCGCGGCGUCUUCACGGUGGAUGCGAACCGGGACCCGGCAGGCGGAGGCGGAGGAGGCGCCGCGCUGCCUGUGGCCGCGCAUGGUGUCGUCGCGGAGGGCGGCUACACGGCGCGUCGAAGCCGCCGGAGCAGCGGAGUGUCGGCCAUGCCGAAGGUGUACGGCCAGGUCAGUCUGAACGAUUCUCACAACCAGAUGGUUGUGCACUGGGCCGGGGAGAAGAGCAACGUUAUUGUGGCGUUGGCUCGGGACAGUGCAGCAGCCAGUGGACCCAAGACCAGUGCUGUGUAUGUGUCCUAUGACUACGGCGGUACCUUCACCCUCAUCUCAGACAAGUUUCAGCUAUCAAAGGACAAGAAAAAGGAUGGCAGCAAGCAAGUUAUUUCCCAGUUCUACCACAGCCCAGCAGACAACCGAAGGUACCUGUUUGUGGAUUCCACUAACAACUACCUGUGGAACACCUUUGACUUCUGCCGUAACGUCCAGGGCUUCUCCCUUCCCUUCAAACCCACCGACCUGCUGCUCCAUUCCAGAAUGUCCGGCCUUGUGCUUGGCUACGACAGCUCCCAUUCCAACAAACAGCUGUGGAAAUCUGAUGACUUUGGGGAGACAUGGGUGUUAAUCCAGGAACAUGUGAAGGCCUACUUCUGGGGAAUUGAGCCUUAUGACCCCCCCACCACUGUGCUGGUCCAAAGACACGAGCCGCAGGGUGUUUCCACCGUUCUCAAGAGCACAGACUUUUUCCAGAGUGAGCAAAACCGCAGCGUGAUCCUGGAGCAGGUGGACAGCUUCCAGCUUCGAGACAAGUACAUGUUCGCCACAACCACACGGAAGCUGUUUGGCAGCCAUGAACCGUCCACCGUCCAGCUUUGGGUCUCCUACAACCGCCAGCCUAUGAAAGCAGCGCAGUUUAUGACUCGCCAUCCAAUCACAGAGUUCUACAUCGCCGAUGCCUCUGAAGACCAAGUGUUUGUGUGUGUGAACCACAGACACAACGUCACACACCUUUACAUAUCAGACACGCAAGGGCUUGCUUUCUCUCUGUCCCUGGAGAACGUCCUGUACUACAGUCCCGAAGGCUCCAGCAAUAACACACUUAUUAGGUACUUCGCCAGUGAGACCUUUGCAGACCUGCAUCGAGUGGAGGGUUUGCGAGGCGUCUUCAUUGCCACCCUGCUGAACGGCUCGGCCAGCGAGGAUAACAUGCGCUCUGUGAUCACGUUUGACAAAGGAGGAACAUGGGAGCUGCUGCAGCCGCCCUCAGCUGACAGCCUGGGAGGAACCGUAGACUGCCAGCUCAGUAAAGGCUGUUCUCUCCACCUGGCUCAGCGCUGGAGUCAGCUGUUCAACAUCCAGUUGAGGAGGAUCCCCAUCCUAUCCAAGGACUCUGCUCCUGGACUUAUCAUGGCAACAGGAUCUGUUGGCAGGAACUUGGCGAACAAACCUAACGUGUAUGUGUCGAGCAGCGCUGGAGCGCGCUGGAGAGAGGCUCUGGCUGGACCUCAUUUUUACACGUGGGGGGACCAUGGUGGCAUCUUGAUGGCCAUAGCUCAGGGAGGUCCAACCAACCAGCUCAAGUUCAGCACCAACGAAGGCGAGACGUGGACGGAGUUUAAGUUCUCUGAGAAGGAGGUCUUUGUGUACCAGCUGCUGACGGAGCCUGGGGAGAAGAGCACCAUUUUUACCAUCUUUGGCUCGUAUGCGGAGCAACGGCACAGCUGGCUCAUCCUGCAGGUCAACGCCUCUGAUGUUCUGAGCGUGCCGUGUUCAGAGGCGGAUUACAAGCGCUGGUCUCCUUCAGAUGAGCAUGGCAAUGAGUGUCUUCUGGGCAGGGAAGUGACCUUCAAGAGGCGCGCUCCCCAUGCCACGUGCUUCAACGGCGAGGACUUUGACAGGCCCAUCACCAUCACCAACUGCUCCUGCACACGACAGGACUAUGAAUGCGACUAUGGCUUCAAGCUCAGUGAGGACUUGUCUCUCCAGGUUUGUGUCCCAGACCCUGAGUUUAUGGGUGACCUGUAUGCUCCUCCUGUUCCCUGUCCCAUCGGUACCACCUAUCGGCGCAGUAAAGGCUACAGGAAGGUUCCAGGCGACAGCUGCAGCGGUGGAGAUGUGGAGUCCAGACUGGACGGGGAAAUGCUGCCCUGCCCCAUUGGAGAGAGUAAUGAGUUCAUCCUGUACGCUGUCAGAAACUCCAUUCAUCGCUACGACCUGGCCACGGGCAGCGACCAGGCGCUGCCGCUGGUCGGCCUGCGGGAGGCCGUGGCUUUGGACUUUGACUACGACAGGAACUGCUUGUACUGGGCCGACAUCGCUUUAGACACCAUUCAGCGGCUAUGUCUGAACGGCAGCUCAGGUCAGGAAGUCGUCAUAAGGAAAGACCUACAGAAUGUGGAAGCUCUAACCUUUGACCCCAUCAGCAGACUCCUUUACUGGGUUGAUGCUGGAGCGCAAAAGAUCGAGGUUUCCAAUCCAGACGGGGAUCUUCGUCACACGUUGCUCAACUCCUCGGUCCUGGAACAUCCCAGAGCUCUGGUGCUGCUGCCUGGUGAGAGUCUCAUGUUCUGGACAGACUGGGGUGACAGAGCAGCUGGAGUUUACCGGAGCUUCAUGGAUGGAACCAACGUGACCUGCAUCGUCUCUGAGGGCGUCCACUGGCCCAACGGCAUCACCGCCGAUGACCACUGGCUGUAUUGGACCGAGGCCUACAGCGAUCGCAUCGAGCGGGCCGACUUCUCCGGCACCCACAGGAUGGUCCUCAUUGAGGGGCUCCCCCACCCCUAUGCCAUUGCUGUCUUCAAGAACGAUCUGUAUUGGGACGACUGGUCCAGGAUGGGGAUCUUUAAAGCUCAGAAAGCUGGAUCUCAGAACCAAGAGCUAAUUGUUGGCAGAUUGACGGGAGUCAUGGAUCUAAAGAUCUUUUACAAGGGAAAGCACAGAGGCCACAACGCCUGCGCUGACCAGCCCUGCAGCCUUCUGUGUCUGCCUCAACCCGGACACAAACACACCUGCGUUUGCCCAGACGGGGUUCCCAUGGUGACCAUGCCCGAAGGAGAGCUGCAGUGCAAAUGUCCCUUUGGGUACCAGCUCCGAAACAAGACCUGCGUGAAAACCGAGCGCACCUGUUUGCCCAACCAGUACCACUGCCGCAAUGGCCGCUGCAUCAGCAGCAUCUGGAAGUGUGACAGCGACAACGACUGCGGGGACAUGAGCGACGAACAGGAGUGUCCUACCACGACCUGCGACCCAUCCCACCAGUUCCGCUGCAUGGCCUCGGGCUCCUGCAUCCCCCUGGCCUUCAAAUGCGACCACGAGGAUGACUGUGGAGACAACAGUGAUGAAGAGCAGUGUGAGGCUCACCAAUGUGGACCCGGAGAGUUCACCUGCGCAAGAGGUGUUUGCAUACGCGAGGCGUGGCUCUGUGAUGGCGACAACGACUGCAGAGACUGGUCUGACGAGAGCAACUGCACAGUGGGCCACCAUACCUGUGAGCCCAGCAGCUUCCAGUGUCGCACAGGCCAUUGCAUCCCUCUGCGUUGGAAAUGUGACGGUGAUGACGACUGUCAGGAUGGCUCAGACGAAGAUCCACAGUUUUGUGAGGGGACUCAGUGUAAAGGUUUCUUGUGCUCCAACGCUUCCUGUCUGCCAGCAGCAGCACACUGCAAUGGCGUUAAGGACUGUCCCGAUGGCGCUGACGAAAACAACUGUGAUCCUCUCUGCACUCGUUACAUGGAGUUUGUGUGCAGGAACCGAGCCCAGUGUCUGUUUCAGUCGUUGGUUUGUGACGGCAUCAAACAUUGUGAAGACGGUUCAGAUGAGGAUGCAGCGUAUGCUGGAUGUGCCACACCCUCGGAAUUUGGGAAAGUGUGCGAUGCCUACACGUUCCAGUGUGCCAACGGUGUUUGCGUUAGCCUGGAGUGGAAGUGCGACGGCAUGGACGACUGCGGGGAUUACUCUGAUGAAGCCAACUGUGCUGCUCCCACUGAGGCUCCAGGCUGCUCCAGGUUUUUCCAGUAUGAAUGCAGAAAUGGACGCUGCAUCCCCACCUGGUGGAAAUGCGAUGGCGAGAAUGACUGUGGAGACUGGUCAGAUGAGGCUCUGUGCACAGGCGGGGUUACUCCUCACACUGUGACUCCAGGUCCCACUACAUGUGCCUCUAACCGCUUCCACUGUGGCUCCGGAGCGUGUAUCAUUAACACAUGGGUGUGUGACGGCUACGCUGACUGCCGCGAUGGUAGCGACGAGCUUGGGUGUCCGACAGUGAAUGGCACUGUUACGCCCGCCCCCACCCAGGCUCCUCCCCCAUCCCCUGGCCGCUGCAGUCCAGGUCAGUUUCUGUGUCACAGCCCCGCCCACUGCAUCCCAGAGUGGCAGCACUGCGAUGGCCUCUCUCACUGCCCGGACGGCUCAGACGAAGUCCACUGCCCGACCCUCGGGCCUCUGGUCUGUGUUAACGGCACCCGGUGCGCUGAUGGGGAGGCCUGUGUGCUGGACGGCGAGCGCUGCGAUGGCUUCCUGGACUGCUCUGACCACAGCGACGAAGACAACUGCACCCCGGACACACGGGUGUAUAAGGUGCAGAACCUCCAGUGGGCGCAGGACUUAUCAGGUGCCGUCACUUUGACCUGGUCUCGGCCCAAAAACCUCCCUUUGAACUCCUGCUACUUCCUGAUCUUCUACAGACUCAUCGGUACGCAGCAGUGGAGCACCAUGAACACCCACAGCAACAAGACCAGCUGCAAGCUGACCGUUUUACAACCAGACACCACCUACCAAGUGAAAGUGCUCACUCAGUGCCUCAGUAAGCUGUACAGGACCAACGACAUGAUCAGCAUCCGGACCCCAGAGGGAUUGCCAGAUCCCCCCACAAACCUGCAGCUGUCCUGCCUGAAUAAGGAAGACGGCACGGUGAAGGUCUCCUGGGAUCCUCCCAGCAGAGGGCACGGCCUGAUCAGGGAGUACAUUGUAGAGUACAACCAGCGUGGAGGUUUAGAGUGGACGUCCCAGAGAUCCAGUGAAACCAGCACAGAGGUGAAGAAUCUGCAGCCAGAAUCCCUGUACAGGUUCCAGGUGGCUGCUGUUACCAGUCGAGGGGUUGGAAACUGGUCAGAGAUCAAGUCCAUAACACCUAAAAAAGCUCUGCCCCCUCCCUCUGUGAUGGUAAAAAGCAUCAGCAACGACUCCAUGAGUCUGUCCUUAAGCCUGGACUCCAAGAUUGAGGUAAAGCUCUUUAUGGCCGUUCUGUCCUGGCAAUUUGAUUCCCACGUUAAGGAAAGCAGGAACUACAACGUCACAUCAGGGAUCCUGAAAGCCUCCAACCUGACUGCAGGGACGCUGUAUGAGGUGGCUGUAUGGGCUCACACCAGCACUGGAGACAGCCCCACCACCCUUUCCCAGCAGCGUACAACCGGCACACCACCAAAGAAGCCCCUCCUCAAAGCCAAGGCUCUAAAUCAGACUGCUGUGGAGUGCAGCUGGACUGUCAGUGGCCCUCUGGCAAAGCAGUACGGCGUGUUUUACGCCACAUCCUUCCUGGAUCUGUACCGCUGGCCCCGCCGCGUGGAUUCCGCUUCCUUCAACCUGACGGUGACUGUGGACAGGGAUGAGCAGUAUCUUUUCCUGGUCCGGGCAGUCUACCCGUUCCUCGGCCCGCCCUCUGACUAUGCCGUGGUGAAGAUGAUUCCGGAUGAGAGACUGCCGCCCAGAAACCUCCACCGGGUGCGGGUCGACCAAACCCAGGCCACUCUGAAGUGGCAGCCGCCGUACGACACCCCGAGCAAGCCUCUGACAUACGUAAUCCAUGUGAGGGACGUGAUUCAAAAUGUUGAGAGGGACUAUAAGUUCACUAGUCAGAGCAACACGGUGGAGUACCUGCUGAAGGACCUGGAGCCUGGAGGAAGAUACAGCAUCUCAGUCCGUCUGCUCAACAUGAGCAAAGAGGCCAGCUUCACUCUCAGCACAACUCCUCUUCCUCCGCCUGAAGCCUUAAAGAUUUUGACGGAGAACGACCACGUGUUCCUGUUCUGGAAGAGCCUGGCGGUCCGGGAAAGGGGCUUCAAUGAGAGCAGGGGAUAUGAAGUUCAUGCGUUUGACAGCACCACCAACCACACCUCAUAUCUGGGAAACACCACCGAAACCUUCUUCCGCAUCACCAGCCUGCUGCCGGGCCACAGCUACACCUUCUCAGUGCAGGCUCGUUGCUUGUUGGGCGGUCAGCUGUGCGGCGAUCCUGCUGUGGUGCUCUACAACACGCUGGCAGGAACCAGCGACGCUUCUCGGACUGAGGUCCACUCCCAGGACAUGGCGGCGGUGGUGGUCCCGGUCCUCUUUGUCCUGCUCUUGGGAAUGUGUGGAGGUUUGGUGGCGCUCUACCUUCGCCAUCGGAGACUGCAGAACAACUUCACGGCUUUCGCCAACUCCCACUACAACUCCCGCCUGGGCUCCGCCAUCUUUUCUUCUGGAGAUGAACUAGGUGAUGACGACGAUGAAGAUGCGCCCAUGAUCAGCGGAUUCUCCGAUGAUGUCCCCAUGGUCAUUGCAUAGCAAAGCCGGUCCCAGACAGCUACUACCCGACUGGAAACCCCCCCCCCCCCCCCCCCCCCCCCCCAAUUUACCGGAAAGUGGAAGAAAAUGAAACCGGCGCCAAACCAGAUCACCUUCAAACAUACAUUGCACUUUUUGGGAUGCGCAAUAACCUAUUUUUUAUAAUGUGAACUAUGUAGAUAGUUGGAUAAGAGGACUUUGAUGUAAACUGUGAAAUAUUUGAGUUUGUCUAGCAUGUCUGUAAGGAAAGACCCAACAUUGUAAUGCAAACUCAUUACUGUUGCAAUGGUUACUGCUUGAAGCCAAAAGAAGCAUCCAAAGUAAAAAAAAAGAAAACAAAAAGAACAGACAACGCAACCCCCCCCACAAAUACAGCACCAUCUAAAUGCUCUGCUAUCCCGAUAAAACUGAUGGAGGCCACUCCGCCCCCGUUCCUGUCGGGAUCAAACGUUGGUGUGCGGCCGUCGACCGCGCUGUUCGUGGAUUGUGUUUAUCUGACUUAGUCUGUUAAAGUUCGGACACGCUUUGUUCUCUUUUGCAACCAAAAGUGAUUGAUCUGGAAGUGUCGCCACAGUGUCUUUGUAAAAACACUCUUCUGUUCCACCACCAGCACAGUCGUAUUCGUGUGUUUAAGCGGAGCCUGACGGAUAAAGUUCCUCGAGGGGGACGCUCCCUCAGAACGUCGCCAAGAUCAUGUAAAGUGUUUGUAAAUUUGAGCUUUUAAUAUAUCUUCUCCUUGCAAUGCUGCACUCAUCAUUCUGUAUAAAUAUAUAGAUGUAGAUAUAUAUUUCAUCAUGAAUUUUUGGUUGUUUUGGACUGCAGACCCCCCCCCCCCACGUUGCCAUAAGUCCAGUCGUAGGAAAGGUGUGUUUGGCGGUUCUCAGGGAAACGUGUCAGAACGGACACCGGCGCCUCCGUGGUUGAGGCGGCGCCGUCAAUCUACUGUUGGAUGGUACAGAAACCUUCGAGGAAGGGGCGGGGCUCAAAGGUUUGAGGUGUCAGACUCAGGCUAACCAUCAGGUCCAGGUGAAGACAUUUAGCAUCACCCCUCUCAGCACCAUCUGCUCAUCGUUGCUUUGGUCUGGUUUCUGCGGUUGGUUGGCCUUUUGGGGCAGGGCCUGCUGCUUGGGCUGUUACCUUCAGGAAGGUCUUCUUGACCUUUGGUUCUGUUGCUCACAGGAAUGUGAGUUUUUAUUUUGAAGCUUUGAUGGAUUUACACAAACAUCAGGAGAACCCUCACAUGUAACAGCUGAAUGCGUAACCAGAAGUCAACAGGCUCAUCGUUUACUGUUGGACCCCUGGAGAGUUUCUUCAUUCAUUGACUUUUUUCCUUUGGUUUAAAGUAGAUCUGUGUUUCACUUCAACACCAUUUUAAAACGAUUGUUCAGUCACUUUAUUUUGAAAGUGGAAACGUACUGAGGUGAAACCAUUGACUGUAUCUAAGAACUGGAAUGAGUCCAUGAAAAAUUGGUUUACUUCCAGAUGAGGUCAAUUCAGUUGCCAUUUUUUGUGCUAUUUUAGAGCUAGAUGAUGUUUGUAAGAAGUAAUUGAUUUGAGUCAGUCAUUGUUCUCAUGGCAACCACUCUGGCCAGUCAGGAGUGAGCUUGCUGGACAGCCACACAUUUAACAGGGGGCUACACAAAAUCUGCCAAACGUGAACGUGAAAGCCAGCAGACUCCACCUACUUUAAUUGAGGCACCUGAUUGGUCAGUUUAUAACUUCAAUAACUUGAACUACAGAAGAAGAAAAAAGGAUUAUCAAGAAAGUGUUAAAAAAAUGUAUCAGAGCAAAUGGUAAUUCUAACAAAUAGAUUGAGUGAAUAACAGCUGUUUAUUUCUCUAUAGAAGUCUAUAGGAUUUUGGCUUCUUGGAGCCAGUGGGUACUUCCUAUUUGGAACGCUAGGGGAGGGGUCACUCAGUCCAGUUCUCAUGUACAGUCAGUGGAUGAAAAUUUGGUGGGAAAAGCAACUUCAUGAAUGUAUUUAGCAUCUGUACGUUGGGCCGUACCAUCCUCUCUGAGGAGCAGUUUGACCUUUCCAAUGUGAAUUUGUGGAUCACUGGUGAAGCACAGUCUUCAGCUUGUUUUUAAAGUGGUUUUAUAUGAUUUGGAUGUCUGCAACCAUUUCUGCAAAACAUGUUACUGUUUUUUUUUUUUUUUUUUUUUUUAUCAUAAGGCUGUGUCUGUUGUCACUUUAAGGUCUCCUUAAGAACUGGUCUUAAGGAGGAACGUUCUUUUGUUUCUUGGCCUUAAAUCUUCUCUGAUGCUGUUCUAAACUCUUCUGUGUUUUGUUUUUUUCUUGUUCCACCACUGAAUGCCUUAUUAGAAAACGAUGAAUUUCUAUGUAAUGUACUGUUUGUAUGCUAGAACCUGCUCAUGCAUGCAGGUAUUUUCUGCUGAGGAGGAAGGGAAAGGGCGUAGGACCAUUUUGUGUUCCUGUUCUCAGUCAGACUUUACAUCUGUACAAAGCAGCAUCGUUGUGCUCCUCACCUGUCUUAGUGUGGACUCGUAAAAAACAAUUUACUUUGAUUUGGACACACAGAUAAUCCAUUUUUGACCAUGUUGUUGUUGAUGUUGUUGUUUUUUGCCUGCUUGUAAAGCUCACUGCAAGAAAACUAAAGAAAUACUGUAAAAUCAUUUACUGGAAUAAAGUUGCUGAAAUCGA